Molecule: messenger RNA, 16010 nt
Organism: Podarcis lilfordi (Lilford's wall lizard)
Lineage: Eukaryota; Metazoa; Chordata; Lepidosauria; Squamata; Lacertidae
Source: the annotation of a GenBank genome assembly
GCGGGGCCAGCGCGUUGGCUCCGCCCCCGUCUAUUAGCUCCGCCCGGCGACGGGGGCAGGCUGGACGUGCCUUCGCUGCGAGGAGCGCGCGCGCGCGCGCGUUCGAGACGCGCCUCUGUCACUUCCUGCUCCCGCCUCUCCGGGGCGGCGCGGCGCGUCUCCUCCUCCUCCUCUUCCGCUCUUUACCGGCGUUGCCGCCGCCGCCGCCGCCGCUUCUCCCUCAGGAAAGCUCUUUCUUUCGCUUCCCCCCCAUAUUCGCCCCAUCCCACACCUGAAUCUACUAGGCGCGGCGGCGGCGGCGGCGGCGGCGACGAGCUGAGGGGAAGGAAGGCAAGAGCCGCGACGGCACCGGCAGCUUCUCCGCCGCCUCCUCCGCCUCCUCCUCCUCCUCAGCCGCGAGGGAAGGAAGAGGCGGCGGCUCCCUCCCACUUUCCGAGGGGCCCCGCAGCCCUCCGCCUCCGCGCCCCCGUCCGGGGCGAACCGAGGGAGAUGCCCGUGAAGAAGAAGCGCAAAUCCUCGGGGCAGGCGGGGGACGAGACGGGCCUCAAGAAGUGCAAAAUCAGCAGGUACCAACAGCCACCGCGGCGGCGGGGGGGGGCAGGGGGGGACCGAGCGGCUUCCCUUUCCCCCUCCUCACCGUUGCCUUGGUGACACAAGGCGGGAGAGGGUCUUUUGUGAUACCAGAAAGGCAGCCUUUAGCGGGGGGUUCCCCUCCCCUCUUGCAUUUGCACCCAGGGGUGCCAAAUUAAAUAUUUGGGGGGGCAGGUAAGCCCCUUCCCACAUAAAUCACAUGAUGAGGCACAUGAAUGCUGUUUGAAUGGCAAUGGCCUACAAUUUGGGGUGGCGUUCCCCUCAAAUAUUUUAUGGAGGGGGCUGAAGGGACCUCGGGUCCCUAGUUGGCUCCUAUGUUUGCACCUCACCUUUUCUGACACAUAUGCCAGGCUGUACCCUAUCCUUGUGCGAAGUGAAGCUUCAAUAACUUAUUGCAGGUUAUGCAUAUCCUUUCAUUUUUCACCCUUAUGUUUUAACUCAGCCCCACCCUGAGCAAAACUUGGUAUGUUUCUUGGGGCACAGGCAUCCUUCGCAUACACACAUGCGCGCAUGCACACACACACACACUCCUUCCCGUGUGUACCACUGAAGCAGUGCUGCGAACGUGCAGCUGUAGGUCUUCUAUCAAGCAAUGCAUAAUGCUGCAGUAGGCCUUUGUCAAAAAGUUGCGCCUGCUUGUCUUGCGCUGGUUCUGAACAGAAACACCAACAGCCUUUCUUUGCACCACCAGCCAGGCCCUAUCUCAUGUAUGGACUUGAUUCACUUUGUGUCCCCAGCCUGUAGAUCUUGAAUUGGCAUUGCCUCAUCGGAAGCCAGCUAAUGCAGAGCCAGGCCAUUCCUCCAUGUAGCUUAGUAUUGUCUACCAAGACCGGCAGCAGAUCUCCAUGGUUUUGAAUGGGCAUUUCCCAACCUUGUUCGAUGACGCCAGUGGUUUAAUGUGGGACGCUAUGUGUGCAAAAUAUGUGCUGUAGUUCUUCCUCUCUAAGCUCUUGCCAAGCUGUGGCAUAACUGGGUCAUGUUGUGCUGAUUUAUGAUGUCAGACUUUGACAGCAUCUCUGAAGAGAGGAGGUUCCCCACCUACUAUUUCCAACUUCCUCCAUGCAGCAGAAUGAAUCACUUGAUGCUUUUAUAGUGGUGUGUUCAUGUUUAUAUAGUAUUUUCAGAGUAACAGGAUAGGUCUCUGCUCCAAGGUGCAUACGUUCACUUCUCCUGUGAGACCAUUUCCCUGUGACAGAAAUGCCUGUGUUCUUUAUCUGUCCAGAGAUAAUCAACUCAAUCCCUAAAGUUCUAUCUACUUAUCCUCUGCAUUUCACAUAUGCUAAUUCUAUACAGCAGAAAGAUGCAACCACCACUGCAGGAGCGCACUCUGACUUCCAAAGACCUCACAUUUGGCUUCCACCAUAGCAUCUAUACCAAGGUCUCACCCAUCUCUCAACCGCUUUCUCUAAUGUAAACUAAGAUUCAGGGAAACAGUUCUUCAGAUUACCCUCCAGAGUUAUUUCUCAGCACCCUUAACAAGCUGCACUUCCCAGGAUUCUCCGUUACUGCUGAAGUAGUAUACAAGUGCUCUAAAAUUAUGGUGUAUAUGUGACCUCCAAGGAAGCGCUUAAUGCAACCUUUAUUGCUACCUUAUUUUGCAUGCUACUCUUAUUUGAACAGUAGCAGUCAGUUGGGCAACAUGGACAGGGCAGAGCAGUGUUGGUCAUGUGCCUUCCCAACACCAAUGAUUGCUGCUGGUCCCUGAGAUGAGUGGGAAGCACAGCACAGUGUGGGUAUGCUUGCAGGAGCACUGGAUUGGCUUCACAGCAUGCUGAGCUCCCUAGGCCUCUUCCUCUCAGGAACUGGCAAUGACAGUUCUGGGAAGGCACAUGAACAACCCUCCCCUCCCUGCACCGCCCCAUCAACCUGUACUGUAUUUUGCACUGCUUUGAGAAACAUUGAUUUAGUGGCUUUUAUGUCGGACAAAGAACAACUGUUUGUUCCAUAAAUUAGGGUAACAAUUCUGCUUAUGCUACCAAACUCUAGAUAUUCUCAUAUAUCUAGUAUAAAAUCUGUCUGGGUGUUAGGCCAUGAGUUUCUCAUGGCCAUGUCCUACACAUUGGAAAAGCAUGUUUUGUUUUGUGUGUGGUAAGAACCUGUGUUAUCGACAAAAGAUACUUGCCAUUAGAUUUCUUUUUACACAAAUAGCCAAAUCUGUUGCUGAGUGCAAGGUGAACGACCAUUACACCAUUGUUCUACAUUCAGACUAUUGGAUUUUAAUUUCCUGGAAGCAAUUUUUUAUUUACUUUUACUAAAUAUGCACCAAUGUAAUAUAAUUAAAUAUGCUGGUAUUGUAGAUGGAAGCAGUGGCGGAAAUAUUCAAUCAAUUCUUUUAUUGGCAUAAAAAAGUGCAUUAUAUACAUGGAUCAGAACACAACACAGUUAAUGAAACAUGGUAGGAGAUACCUUAGGAUAAAACUGUCCAGACAUCAUGAGGUACGAAGAUGGCUCUUAGGAUCUAUGGUGACGUAAUUUCAUAGUGUCACUCAAAAAUCUUGCCACAUUCCAGAUAGCAGAAAUAUUUAGGAUGAUGCAUUGAAAUGCAUUUGGGAUAGCCAGGUUGCAACCUUCGUCUCUUGCCUGCCCCCCCAGCUCAGAUUCAGCCAUCCCCUUCACGUUCUGUCAUCUGUCUUCCCUUCUAGCUUGCAGCAGGACAGAUUUCUUAAAUAAGAGGAAGGAGAAAAUGGGCAAUGAGUGGAGUGAGCAGUGGCUGCAGCAGAGCAAACUUUAUAUAGUUCUUUCAGUGUCCACAGCAUUUUAGAGUACAAUAAAGCAAAUCCUUGCCCAGAGGAGCUUACCAUCUGACAUUCAACGUGAGGGAUACUAACAGAGCAGCAAGAGGAAAGUGGAGACAGAGGCAAAUAGUGAAGCAAUUUGGGGGAGCUUUAGCUACAUAUGUGUUGGCUGUUAGUGUAUGAGUUUCUGACAAUCCAGUUACCCAGGUUGCCAUCUGUCAUACGCAGAAGUCAACAUGAUUCUAAAGGCAUCUGUGCAGAUAUCAUAUGCACAAAACUGGCAACACCAUGAAUAGUAAAUUCUUGCACUUUGCUUUUCUGUACUUGAAGCUAUGUUUAAUUAGCUAUUCAGGAACAGAAUGGAUUAGAUGCUUCACUUUAAACAUCAAAUUGUCAAGUGCUUGUUAGCAGCAACAGUUGAGUGAACUGCAGCACUGUUAUGACUUGCAUUAAAAUACUCACUUCAUGGGGUAUGAGUGUUCAGCGGCACCUGGGAUUCAGACUUUCAGUUAAACCUGAAACUUUGUUUUCAGAUGAAACUGCUAGUCACAGAUACCAUUAUUACAUGACAUGUAAAAACCAUUGGCUCUUAGCUGCCAUGUACAGUUGAGAAGGCAUAUGUUUUUAAGGCUGAAAACUAGAAAACAGGUCCCUUUGCAUUUAGUAGGGCAUACAGUCAAGGUAACAUAAUUAAGACGAAACCAUUACACCAAUUUUAUUCUGUUCCCUGCCUUUUGGAUAAGGUUUCAAGCUGCCUACAAAAGACCUGAAACAUUAAAAACAGCACUCAAGGCACCAUAACAUAAUAUAAAGACAGGGAUAUAAAGUCAUCCUGAACUCAUUCAGUUGCCAGUCCACCACCAAAUGAAACAAGUAACUUGCUUUCCUGAGUGAAUGGAUAGUAAAAGCUAGAGUCCCCUUCAGGUUGUAACAGAUUUCACACAGUUUGAGGUUCUAGUAAGUAGCCAGUCCAUUUCUGUGGCCAAAGAACUUCAUUAUGUCAAAUAGGCUAGGUUCAGAACAACAGAGGGUUUAAUUUUAGCGAUUGCUGAGAAUAUAUUUUGCAUAGUCCAUCAACAUUAAUUUACAUCUAUGAUCACUGCUUUUUUUAAAAAAAAUAAUUUUUAUUAACCGACCAAUCAAAUCAAAUCACAUCACAUAAAUUCCGAAUUACAAAGCCGAAUUUUAAAUUUUGUUGAGGGGACCCAUAUUUCAAGAUCCGAAGGGGAAUUCUGAUCAUCUUCUUGCUACUGCGUUAAUGUCCAAAUCAGUCCAAACAAAGUUCAUAAUUCUAUCCAGUCUUAUCUUGCUGUUUCCACAUCUCAUCUUGUUCGUAUAUUUUCUCUUUUUUUUUAUGAUCUCUUCUGAUAAUCUCCUUAAGCCGAUAAACACCAAUAAUAAUCCUGUGUGAAUUUUUCUGUUCAUCCAAUCCUCAAAUCGAGAUGGUUUCCAUAUAUCAUCGCAUUCAUAGAUAACAUCGCUCUUUCCAUCAUUAAUUACAGAACUGUCGUUCUUAAGUCCCUCUGAGGAGUUUCACCCACAAUAUAAAAACAGCUCUAUUUCUCUAUUUCUCCUCCCAGACUUAAGUCCUCCGACAGAACUUCCCAAUAUGGCGACGGUAUUUUUAACUGCGUCAUUCCAAAGCCCUUAUACGUUCCACGCUCUUCUUAAAGCAUGCUUUGGUUAGAAAGUUUAUCUCCACACAGACAUAAAUCCACAGCUUAAGUCCUUCAAACUACAUUUCUGACUUGUGAGGGGGGGGGAUUCUUGUUUAAUCACAUAGAGGAAAGAAAGGAAAGUUUUUUUUCCCUCCCCCAUCCAGUCCUUUUGCCAUACCGAGUCUUGGUGUAUCUUCAUCUGGUUAAUUCUUGUUCCUCUGACUCGUCUUAUUUAUCAGAGAUCUCUUCUGUUAGCAGUCUUUACUCCCCCUCCUUCCUUGAAAUAUGUGCAUUCGCUUCCUCCUAAUUGUUUCUUUUGAAGUUCUUGCAGCUAGUGGCGCGGAUCAGAGACAGCGUCCAGGAGCGCCGAGAUCCCACAGGAGGGCAUUCUGCCUAGUGCCCCCAUCCCCACAAAUUUGGAGGUGGUAUAGGGCACAGCAGGCAAGGGCAGCCCCCCCCCCCAAUCCUGGGGGGGUAGGGAGGCUAUUUACUCCCAUCACAGCCUCCAAAUUACCUUGUGUGGGUCGGAGAGAUGUUAUUGUCAGCCAUCUUCUGAUGCGCCCCUAGUGGCCCCUCUACAUCUAUGAUCACUGCUAUGUCAGGCCAGAAAGUAAUAGAAAAUGCUUGUCCGAGGGCAGAGCUUUUUCCUCGAUUUCCCAUGGAUCAUUUUGUUUAUCCUUUGUUCUACAAUUAAACUAGUAUUAGUGCCUGUACUUGCAAGCAAUGUUGUGCAUAACAGUUAGUAGCCAUGAUAGGGAUGCAGAUCCCCAUAUGCUUCAGAAGGCACAUCCAGUAGUUUGCCUAGAGGAGAUGCACAUCAACAUAUGCAUCAGUUAUGGUUACUUCCAAAUGCAGAGCUCCUUUGCUCAGCGGUGUAUCUGAAUGGCAGUGCAGUUUUCCAAGUUUUCUAAGAUACUUAGUUAUUUUAACUAUUAAGUGCACUUUGUGAGGACCUAAAUUAUUUCUGAUUUCAAACAUAUAGUGGCCCAGUUUGUGUGCUGCCUAAAACUAUAGUUUAAAACAAACUGGUUUAAUGUGAAUGAGCAGCAUGUUGGUGCACACUGUUCAAAAGUUCCCAUGUUGCUCCUGCUGCUGCCACACCACAAACAAAAUAAGCCAGAGAUUGGCUUGUUGUGUUAUCCAAACCCCAGCUUGUGAUUUCUCUCCAAGCAAGCAUUUAACCAAGGUUUGUUCUUUUUCAUGGUUUAGUUGGAGAGAAACAAACCCUGAGCCUGAGUUUUGAUGACUUGACAAGCCAGACUCUGCAGCGGGAUAGGAAUGAAGCUGGAAUCUUUGAACAGCCUGCAUUGUAUUGCUGUUUGUUUCUUUGAAAUGUGGAAUACUUACGUGUUUACUUAAAGAAGAAGCAAGGAAUACUCUCAAUCUGACAUUCUGAAACUGUAAACACUCUGAAACUUUUAAAAAUCAGCAAGUCAUGAUCAAACAGUACACAUUCAUUUUGGGUAUACUUUGGGGUGGUUGUUGGUUUUUUUUUUUUUUUUAAAGUGUGCCUGUUUUUAAUAACUUGCUAUUGGGAAUUUUCCCAAGAAGUGAUAUUUACUGUAGGUUUAUCUUAUGUCUUCAUAAGCUACUGCAGGUCUCAAGCUUCUAGUAAAGUGAUAAGUGGGGAGGAGCAUUUUUCAAGCAAGAAGUGCCUGGCUUGGUUUUAUGAAUAUGCAGGUAUGAAGCUGGUACAUUUCUAAAUUCUAGUUUUUGCUUCGGUUAUUUAGUAAUAAUUGAUAGUUGUUUCUUUCCUCCUCAAAAUAACAAUUUCACUUACACGUACUUAAGCAUAAUAGGGUGGGGGGCAUUUGUCUACAGUGUCCAAUUUUUUAAAACCACUUGAAGCUUGCAAGACAGCCUUGCAAAAAAUUACUGAAGGAAUGAUUGCUUACCUUAACAUUGUUUGCCUGUCCCUUCUGCCCAAAAGUCCAUGAGGUUCACUGCUGGCACUUGUCAGUCAACAGUAAAAGGCCAUUCUUAUCUCAGGCUCUGUUUUUGUUUCACUCAUAAACAACUACUGACCCUUAAGGAAAUACUGAAGCAUCAAGAAUUUGGAGCCUCUUGAGAAGAACACCAGUUUGGGAUGAUUAUAUCUCACUCUAAACUGCAGAAUUAUGUUUUAAUGUGUCUUUGUAAGUGAAUGAGAGCCUGUUUUGUGUAAUCAGAUACGCUGCACUAACCACUUAGCUUGUUUAAACCUCUGUGCUUUCACAGAAAAGGGGUUAAUCUGAGACUGAACUGAAAGCAUUGAAGAGAGUCCCUUGAAUAAUUGCCUCUGUUUGUUCAGAACUGUAAACAGUGGCAUGACAUUCCCUCAGGCAUACUGAGGUGGUUGAAAUUUGGCUAUCUCACUCCGAACACACAGUGAACUGAGUUGAUGAACUGGAGGACAUGCUUCUCAGUUAGGACUCUUGGUUCAGGAUAGUAGUCCUAAACCAAAUAUAUCCAACAAUGUAUUGCUUAAAUUGGUCUUGUGAAAUUUGCAGCCGUGUGUCCAGUGGCAUUGUUCUAGAUCCAGAAACCCCAGGUGUCUGAACAACUGAAAAACAACGUGGGUUAGGGGCAAUUUAUAGUAGAUAACUGGCACAAAGGCAGGGAGUGCUUAACCCUUCUCGUGUCUGUUAAUAUCUCUGUCCAAUCCAAAUAUGGAUGUGCUGCCAAGCAUUUUGUUUGAUCAGAAGUAAGACUAGUAUGAUAUUUGUAUGGCAUGUGUUAGCUUGAUUUCUUUUGUUUUGAAGGUGAUGAUGAAGUGGUAGGGCCAGAAGGAAUGGAGAAAUUCUGUGAGGACAUUGGCGUUGAACCUGAAAAUGUAAGUCUUGUCCCUAAAGACCAAUAUGCUAUUUCCUGCGAAUCAUUAGACUCAGAUUUUCAAGUCUUCCUCCUCCUCCCCAACAAAUGUCUUCUUCGCUUGCAUUGUGCAUUAAUUUUACUGGUGGAAAUUGAUGUGCUUAACCCUCCCUAUUCACCAGUUCUCCAAUACACAUGCCUCUUCAUCAGAUUUCUAUGCUGCCUUUCCAUAAAAUGAUGUUUACAGUGACUCACAGUAGCUGUGCAAGCAGCUACAAAAUAUCGAAGUAGACCAAAAAUAUUUAUAACUCUCUCUGUAUAUAUAUAUAUAUAUAUAUAUAUAUAUAUAUAUGUACUGAACACACCAAAUUCUUAAUAGAAAUGGUUGUUUAAUAAAUAACAAUAUCUAGGGAUCUGUAAUUUUUGCUGGCCUUGGUACCCAAACCAGAGAUUGUGGUCACCAGAUUUCUCUUCCCUCCCAUUUCAAUAAAUCCUCCCCACCACCCUUUCUGUACAAGAGGAAGGUGAGGAGUCUGUUGUUAGUUGAGUGCCUCCAUGCAUCUACAGCCAAGCCAGCCUUCUACCAGCCUUUCCUAUAGAAAAAGCCAGGAAGGAGCAGACCAGCUUGGGUGCUCAGAGGAGUGUUACACCAGACAGCUCCUCAGUUAAGCAGCCAAACAACCCCAGUUUACCUCGCAAUCUUGGAUCACCCCGUAACUGCUAGGCUGAUAUACACUGUAUUUGUUGUUGUUUUUUUAAAUAAUAUUUAUCACUUUUCCAACAAUUUAAACACACACAAAAAAUAAAAAGAAAAAAGAACAAUACAAUGCAGUACAAAAACACUACAUAACACCUUAAACUAACAAAACAAAACAAAAACAAUUUAAAAGACAUCAAACAAUUUCAAUAUCUUAUCUUUCAUUCACUUAUUUCAAUGACCUCCUCACACCUCCCCUUUUGUAUUCCACUUCUGUUGAUUGUUUCAGCAAUUCCUUUCCAUCUUCCUCUGCUUUCUAUCCUUUAAUUAUCUUAACAAAUUCUAACCUUAUUUUUCCCUUUAAUACUCUAUUGAUCUAUUUAUACUUAAUUCCUUAUAACAUUUCUACUAAAGCCAUAUAACUUCAUUCCAACAUUUUUCUAACAUUCAUUAAUUUUACAAUAUUUCUGUAAAUAGUCUUUAAACUUUUUCCAGUCUUCUUCCACCGACUCUUCUCCCUGGUCUCAGAUUCUGCCAGUCAUUUCCGCCAAUUCCAUAUAGUCCAUCAGAUAUACAAUGUAUUUGCACACCCCUCCACAGCUUCAAAUUUUACAGGAAGUCUGGUCACCUGUCUCCUUGUUCACAAGGCAGUGGCACAGUUGCCGUGAUGACCAGAAAUAUUGAGACCUGACAUUACAACAAUGUUCACCUUUAGAUAACAGUUACUUUGUAUCAGAAAACUCAAGAAUAGCAAUUGGUUCAUUUUCUUACAUAUGAAACUAUAUAUUGCAAUAACUACCUAACAAAAUGGUUUUGCAUUGCCUCUACAAACACAGGUUUGGUUAUGUCUUUCCCAAGAUAACACCACAAAACUUACGGGGAAAAGUCUUCUACAGUUGAGCUAAUUUUAAAUCACAUCUUCAUUUUGAAUCCUUAUGGAUUCGUAUUGCUUUUCAGAGAAAAUAAACCAGGUGUUAAAUAGAUAGUGUUUUUCUUGUAAACAUAUGCUAUUAAAUUAUUAUUGGAGCAUCUUUCCAGAUGUUGGUCUGAAGCUACUUACAUUAAAAUUACAAAAUAUCAUCAGUACAACAAACAUAAAACUAUAAGAAUCCCCCCCAGAACAACCAGUCAGUCAGACAAUUAAAAUCAAUAGCAAAAAAUAGUCAGGAUGCGAAACAACCAUCAUCAAUAUAUUUCUGUCCUGAUUGGUCUACAUUGGUACCUGCGGGACAGAACAGUAUGCCUGUCAGGAGAGGUAUGUCAUUAAGACCUUCCAAAAGGCUUGAAGCAUAGGAGCCUGCCAUAGAUCCGCUGGCAGGAAGUUCCAAAACCAUGGAACAACCAUGGAAAAGGCUCUCUCCCUCAUGGCGCCCAACCUUGUUGAUGUAGGAAAUGAACACAUGAAGAGGGCCUCCAUUAUAGAUCUCCAUGUGCAGCAGGCAGAAAUAGGUGCAGGCAGUCCAUCAGAUAGCUUGAAUUUUAAUUUCUCCUUUUUCCCAUUCCCAUACAGAUUAUUAUGCUAGUUUUAGCCUGGAAACUGGAGGCUGAAAGCAUGGGAUUUUUUACAAAGGAAGAAUGGUUAAAGGGGAUGACCUCAUUACAGUAAGCUUUUUAUAUUUGAAAUCAUCUUCAUGCAUGGCUGAAAGUGCAAACUUAUUUUACAGAACCUUAGCAAAGAGCACAACAGAUGGAAUGUUGGGCACUAUUAUCAAGAGGGCUUUUGGCUUUGACCUGGAAAGGUCCUGUCACUUUCUGGUGCUCCUAACCUAAAGACCACUGAACUUUGUGUUGAACUCUACUUUCAAAAAAAUAUCAGAAAAGCAAGUACUCCUAUGAAUUAUUGCUGUGUGAUUUAUACAGUUGUAAAAAAAAAUCAACUUACAGUCUGUUUGAUGCAUAAUAAUAUUUCUCCUAUUUUAUCUGGCUGGUACUGAUAGGAGUUAUAGUCCAAAACAGCUGAAGAGCACCACAUUGGGGAAAGCUGAACUAGAGUAAUAAUGUUCUCCCCACUGAAGUCCUAGGUCAAUUGGUGGUUUGAGCAGGCAUCUUUUUGGCAGCCAAGAGGGAAGCAAGCUCACUGCAGCUAUUUCUUCACUGGUCAGUGAGGCCAGACAGGGUAGACAGGGUACAACCUUCCAGUAUUCCUUGUUCCGAGAAUGUCCUUUGAACCUCUGUUUGUAUAUUCUCUGUAGAAACAGCCCUAAUCCUGGUAGUCUAAAUGCUUUUCUACUAUUUUGUUAAAAGCGUGCAUUGAAAAAGUGUAUUUUAUAUACUUCUGUCUCCCCUCCCCCCAAAAAAGAAUGUUUGGCAUGUAAUUUUUUAAUCUUUUAUUUUAAGAUGUGACUGCACAGAAAAGCUGCAGAGUAAAUUUGAUUUUUUGCGCUCGCAACUGAAUGAUAUUUCAACAUUUAAGAAUAUCUACAGAUAUGCCUUCGAUUUUGCAAGGGUAAGUGCAUCUUCUCCUUAUAAAAACAUGCAAGGAAUUUGCCAUUUAUAUCUGAGUACUGCCUUUUUUUAAAAUCUCUUUAGGAUAAAGACCAGAGAAGUCUGGAUAUUGACACUGCAAAAUCUAUGUUAGCCCUUCUACUUGGAAGAACGUGGCCUCUGUUUUCAGUAUUUUACCAAUACUUGGAGGUAAGCACACAUUAAAAAAAAAAAAGGUGUUGCAUAUUUUGAUUUGCCUUGUGAAUAGGUCUACAAAAACACCGUAAAUAACAACAAAAACAAAAUCUCAACUGAUCUUCAGUUUAUGAAUGUGUACCUUCUUGGUCUCACUAUAGGCAAUCCAGUGAGGCAGUUUAAGGCUUUUUUCAUUUCCUCUUUGCUUUUCGAAUGGGAGAGAGUGCCUCUAUUUCUAUACGCACUCAGUUCCUUAGUUCCAUUUCUAUACUGACCAUCAACCAAAUUUCAUCUGCUGAGUGGUUAUGUCCACCCUACCUUCAUAUUUCACAAGAAAUGUUUGGGUUCCUACAUAUGUUUCAACCCACUAGAAACAAAAUAUUUUAUGAUUGUUGGCACUACUUUAGAAUGGACAAGCAGAAUUAGAUUUGCAUGACAUCACCACUAGGUGGGUCUUGUGGAUAAGAUGUUGGAACUUCCUGUGCUUUCUAUAUCAACUUCAGCUCCUGGUGCUUAUGCAUAUCAACCCCAUUGCCUUUCUGCGCCACAUGAUGUCAUUUGCUACCAGCUGCCCUUUUCCAUGUUUGCAUGCCUUCCUUUGAGCCUUGCACAACAUUGCUCCCCAUUCCCAGCAAUAAAUCUUCAAGGCGGCUCCUCCACCCCACACCUGCUUCUUCCUCAAACAUUUCCUCAGCUACUGUAAUAACUUGGCUUGUGCAAAGAAAACUGAACACAUUAUUGUUCCUAAAUGCAACACAUUGCGGGCUGAGACCUGAUGUCUUAUUUUUCUGCAGCAGUCAAAAUACAGAGUAAUUAACAAAGAUCAGUGGUACAAUGUGUUAGAAUUCAGCAGAACUGUCCAUGCAGAUCUUAGCAACUAUGAUGAAGAUGGGGCAUGUGAGUAUUCCCAUUUCAAUUAAAAUACUCUUAAGUGAUACUUUAAUCCCCGCAGAUUUAUCUCUCAAUCUCAGGCACUGAAAUCAGGAAAUAAAAAUCCCUCUGCCUUUUCUUUGGAUAUUCUCUCUAAAUAGGCAGAGUUAUCCUCUCUGAAGAGCAGGCAGAGGAAUCUUUUAUCCCCAGUGUAAGCACUAAGCAGUGCUAAGAUUGAAGGGACUGUCCCCUGCCUCCUCUUUAAAGGGCGGGAUCCUCCCCCCAACCUACCGCUGGAGAGCAGGUGAGUGGGAAUGCUGCCUUUUACUUUGAUCCUUCUGUGCAAAUGAAAGGCAGGAUUUUCUCCCAGUCCCGCCGCAAUACUGGAAUGGGUAAGGCUGGAAGUGCUGCAUGUGUUACAUGCAUCUCUGCAUAUUUGUGUGAGUGUAUGUGUGAGUAUAUGUGAGGUGGUAUAUGCCUAUGUCCCUAUAUAUAGGGACGUGGGUGGCACUGUGGGUUAAACCACAGAGCCUAGGACUUGCUGAUCAGAAGGUCAGCGGUUCGAAUCCCCGCAACGGGGUGAGCUCCCAUUGCUUGGUUCCUGCUCCUGCCACCCUAGCACUUCGAAAGCAUGUCAAAGUGCAAGUAGAUAAAUAGGUAUCGCUCCAGUGGGAAGGUAAACGGCGUUUCCGUGCGCUGCUCUCAUUUGCCAGAAGCAGUUUAGUCAUGACCUGGAAGCUGUACACCGGCUCCCUCGGCCAAUAAAGCGAGAUGAGCGCCGCAACCCCAGAGUCGGCCACGACUGGACCUAAUGGUCAUGGGUCCCUUUACCCUUUACCUAUAUUCCUAGCGAAUUUGGGUGCUGCAUACGUGAGAGUAGUGUAGUAUGUGCACACAUACAUUAACCUCCCCACUGCUGAGAUGUGACCCUCAGGGAUGAUUGAAACAGGUUAGCCACUCCUGAGCUAGAGCUACAUGUUAAGAUGAUUUAAGACUUAAUUCCUUCUGUCUUUGUUAUGAGUCAACUAAAACGCAACAUGUUAUAACUGGCAUUAUUUCUUCUGCAGGGCCUGUUCUUCUUGAUGAAUUUGUGGAGUGGCAAAAGGUUCGCCAAGCAUCAUAGCAAGAGCAGCUUUGAAGAAGGUGCUGGAUCUUGUGAUGUUGCAAAAACUGAGUCAAAACCAAGGGUUGCGUUCACAUCCUUAUGAACUUUAGUCAUUUUUUUUCCUUUUAUUUUUAAAGGAAGCCUUGUUACAUGUGAAAUGGGCAUUGAACCACACCUCUUCUGAGACUGAAAAUUGGAGGGUUUCGUCUUAAGUUUCUAGCAUUUCAGAACAAUAAAGAUUCAGAUUUGUAACAGUCUUAAAAGUGAAGGAUAUCCCUUGAAUAUGACUGUGGUUUCCAUGUUCAAAACCAAAACAUUGUAGAGUGCAUCAGAAGUAUCUUGUAUGAGUGUUUGAAUCCUGGAGAUGUGUUUAAAAUUGUAGUUGUAAAGGAAUCUGAUAUGGUAGGUCGCUGAUGAAAUGAUUGUUUUUAGAAAGAAAUGUUAACGUCAAAGCUUUGGCUGGUGUUUUGCCAACACCCCCCAUCGCUUGUGCCAUAGUUUACAGCUUCAUAUGGAGACAUGGCCUUAAAAGAUUUUUUUCUGCAGUUCCCAACAUUUUGUCUUCUAAUGAAACAUUCAUAAUUGUCUUAAUUAUGAAUUAAGUUAAAAGGUACUAAAAGGAUGGUGAUGUCUGUAGCAUCUGUAGGACCUUGAAAACAUUAAACUGUGUUUGAUUAGAAAUUGGCCUAAAUAUUUAAAAGGAAAAAAAAGCAGCCCUAGGAAGGUAGAGCUAGAACUUUAAUGAAAACACUGCAGAUGAUCCUCCUUCCUCUUCAUCUCCUAAUGUGGGACCUUUGGUUUUAUUACCUGAUUUCAUGUGUCUACUUAGCCUGAACUAAGAAAAGUUGCAGUAUCCUCGUGUUUCAUUGCCAUUUAGCAAGAACGGGAAAAGGCACAGUUGUGUGUGCUGAGUUGCAUUGAAACUCAGGCAUGUGCGGAAAGCUGAACUCAGCCUAUUUCUCUUGUUUAUUAUUUGAGCACCAUCAUAACUGCCAUAACAUUCAAAUUCUACUUCCAUAUAUCUUGAGACAGAGAGAUUGGCUGUUUAGUCUGUCAAACAUAGGAAUUCCCAAGGCCUAUUUUGUAAUAAAUAAAUGUAUGGGGUGAAAUGGCAACAAGUUGGCAUGGUGAAUGUUAAAGAAAUCAUUUGCAUCCCUUCUUCCACUCAGGAUGCUAUUUCUGUUUACAUCAUCAUCCUUUUAGCAAAUCUAGGUUAACUUUAUAAAUUACCCCCAUAGCUUACCAUGCUAGGUGAGACAUGGUAGUAUUUGGCUCAGGAUAAUGAGAAAUGUGUUGUGUGCACUGUAAGCAAGUUCAGGUAGUACAAGAUAUCCACAAUGUUUUGUCCAGACAAGAUGUUGCUUUGGUGCAUUUCCCCCCUUCUGAUCAUAGAGUCCUUAAGUAUCUGUUUUGGGUAUUCAAUAGAAAAGGGCUAUUUCUUUUGCAGCUCUGCCAGCUGUUCAGGUGUAUGUGACCCAAGUUAGUCAUUGGAAUUGUUUUGCGUCAUCUUAUAGGGAUGGCCUUACACUGUGUUAUUUUGCUUUUCUGUAAUUCUGCACAGGAAAAAGGAGAUUGGAGUGAGAGGAAGCAUCUAACACUUCAAACUUGCUGCUCUUACUUCAUUGCUUGUGUUAAUGUGUAUGCCAUUACAUUUUAGAUAACUUUGGGAGAGUUCUUAGCCUCAUAUGAACAUGGUCUGUACCAGUUUUUGUUUUUGUAUUGACAUAGCCACUUAUUAAUAUUUGAUGCCAUACCAUCCUAAGUCUGCAGUCUUAAGCAUAUUUCACCUGGGAGCGAGUCCCAUUGAACUUGGCGGUUCUGGGCUGCAAGUUUGUGCAUCAAAAGAACACUGUUGGACUGUACAAGAUGGCUAUUUGAUUACCUCCAGAGUGCCAGUGGGCAGAAGAAAAUGCAUUAUCAGAUUAAUAGUUUGGAUAUGAAAAAUGCUGCAGUGUGUCUAAAUGAGACAUGAGAUGUUUUCUUUAAGAGAUUUCUUUUGCAAAGUGCUAUUUACUGUUCCAAACCCAAAUCCUCGGUAAAAUCUUUUUUGGUGUUUCCCAGGACAGGCUAUGAUUUAGGAUGAUGUCUUUCCCAAAAGAGGGCAAUGCAGGCUUUAAAAGAAGUACAGCCACGAGGGAGGCCUGUCACAGUUGGCGCUGGACUGGCCUCUGGUAUGGGCACUUUCUCGCGCUCUGAUACCAAUGGGAUGGAGCAGCUUGAAAUUGCAUCUAGUGAUAAGGCACGGGUCGCCACAAGGUCAUUCUCUUCCCCUGGUUUUUUGCCAUGGUGCUUCCCCUCCAACAUGUCCCCAUCCUAAUUACGUCUACCAGUGAUAUGCACAAUCUCUUGGGGAUUAAACCCCGAAGAAAAUGGGGCAGACCUCAGAGCAAGCAUGCAUAGGAUUGAACCAUCAAGUCAUCCUUAUUGGCAUCCAGUCCUUUGUGUUGUGCUUUAGAAAACCUUUCUCUCAGGUUUUUAAAGUCUCAAGAUACGAAUCAGGAAAGCGCAACUAUGUUUCUAAUGUAAACAAAACCAUCUUUUAAUUCAAGUGAUUAAUUUUUUUAAAAAAAAACUAGCCCAAAGGAGCUGGUAUUAACAUGGUAAAUCGCCAGACUGUUGUUUCCACCAUUGCCAGUGUCUUUACUUAAUGUGAAGGUAUCAACUUGCUGUGUAUGACUUGUAUCUCUGAGGUUUUAUCACUAUUCUUAUAAUAAAACCAUGUUUCAGGGAUUUAGACCUUGUUUUUUGUGAGUGGUUUUUAAAAUACCAGUAUACUAUUAAAAUGAUAAUGGGUGUAUGUUACAUGUUAAGAGUCAUUUCUGCAAGAAGAUAGAAUUUCGCUGAGAGAAGCUUUUCCAUAUUGCUUUUUUUUUUUUUAAGUAAAGACAGAAAGAAAAGUAUUCAGUGUUCAGUUAUCAGACACUAAUUAAAACUGGAAUACUUCC